Messenger RNA from Neohortaea acidophila, 692 nucleotides. RefSeq names its product Lipocalin-like domain-containing protein. NCBI's taxonomy places the organism in Eukaryota, Fungi, Ascomycota, Dothideomycetes, Mycosphaerellales, Teratosphaeriaceae. The record is from RefSeq and is a predicted model, not a curated record. The transcript is spliced from 2 exons. Bases 139 to 624 code for a protein of 161 amino acids.
ACGACAUCAGAGCAUGAAGCGAUGCAUGGACGAAAUGAGUAUGCAGGGUGCCUUUAAUACAACGCCACUAGAUCUCACAGACGGCCUGGGCUUGCAGCAGUGAUCCAAGUUGAAGCAACACAGUCUGUUCACGCACUCAUGUCGGCCAAAUCCUCUCUUCGCCAUCAACUGGUCGGCGCCUGGGAGCUCGUUUCCUACGCAGUCUACUCGGAAGAGUCGGCAUCCACCGUACUACAUCCCCUCGGCGAAGAUGCAAGGGGCAUCAUCAUGUACACGCCAGAUGGCUACAUGUCCGCCCAGCUCCAACGCCCCGGACAGAAGAAUUUCGCCGGCACGUUUCCAACAGACGGUUCGCAGAGCGAGUUGGCUGAAUCGGCGGAGAGGUACAUUGGAUAUACUGGAGCGUACUACUUAGAUGAGUCUGGUGAGAAGCCGCUUCUCCAACAUCACUUCUCCGUCUCCAGCUUUCCGAACUGGUUGGGAGAUACGCAGAAGCGAGUCCUGCAGUUUGAGGGUGAUCUUUUGAUUCUUAGUCUUGAUGCGCCUAUGGAGUUGAAGGGUGGUCGAUGGAAUCCGAUUCUCAAAUGGCGUCGUAUGACGGAUAACCAGGCACCUGCGAAGUAAUGAGGUAACGAAUGGCGGAAAGGGCUCAGGAGAAGCAUCAUCAUGCGAGCGUCUUUUGAAGCACAGUU